Chenopodium quinoa (quinoa) is the source of this 1605-nucleotide messenger RNA. Its product is annotated as caffeoylshikimate esterase-like. Bases 192 to 1385 code for a protein of 397 amino acids. The transcript has 8 exons. NCBI's taxonomy places the organism in Eukaryota, Viridiplantae, Streptophyta, Magnoliopsida, Caryophyllales, Amaranthaceae. Gene Ontology annotation, cellular component: membrane. Gene Ontology annotation, molecular function: lipase activity. The record is from RefSeq and is a predicted model, not a curated record.
AUCAAGUAUUAUGGGAAGGAGGGCGUACAAUUUACAAGACCCACAUUUGCAAUCCUCGUUAAAACACAUUCAAUUUGAAAUCACUGAUUCACUUGCUCUUAACCAAAAAUAAAACAAAAAACAAUGCUUUUUACACCUGCAAAUCUGGAAAUAUUCAGCUGACUUUUCUUCACCAACCCCAUUUAUCAAGUAUGAAACUUUCUCUCUCCUUAACACUCCGAUCAUCCACUUCUCCUUUACCAUUGUUCAAUAAUACCCACUUUACUCCUAAACAUUCACUUCCUUUAAUCAAAUGUCAACAAGCAACAACUCAGAAACAAAACUGGCCUAAUCUAAAAUCAAUGGGUAAGAAAAACAGGAAAAAAGGGCUUGAAGAUUUAAGUGAUCAACUUUAUCAAUUUGCGUCCUUUAAUCUUGACCAUGCUCCUGCUCGUAGACAAGUCCGAUCUGCUUUCAUUGAUUUCCAUCAAAAUAUUGAUCAUGUUUUAUUCAAGCUUGCUCCUCCUGGGAUCAGAACAGAGGAGUGGUACGAAUUAAAUUCAAAAGGGCAGGAGAUUUUUUGUAAAAGUUGGUUGCCAAAAGAAGGAGAUGAAAUUAAAGGUGUUGUUUGCUUUUGUCAUGGAUAUGGUGAUACCUGCACAUUUCUCUUUGAAGGUAUUGCGAGAAGAAUUGCAGGAUCUGGGUAUGCAGUAUAUGCUGUGGAUCAUCCUGGCUUUGGUCUUUCUGAUGGAUUGCAUGGUUACAUUUCGAAUUUCGGAGAUUUAGUUGAUAAUGUGAUUGAACAAUAUGCUAAAAUCAAAGGAAGGCCGGAGUUGCAAGGUCUGCCUCGUUUUAUAUUUGGGCAGUCCAUGGGUGGUGCGGUUGCAUUGAAAACCCAUCUCAAACAGCCUGACCAAUGGGAUGGAAUGAUUCUUGUUGCUCCAAUGUGUAGGGUUGCAGAGGAAGUUAUGCCUCCUCCUUUGCUAUUGAAAGCAGCGAAUGUCCUCUCAAAUGUUAUUCCAGAAGUCAAAUUCUUUCCGACCCAAGACCUAGCAGAGCUUGCAUUUAGAAACGAGAAGUACAGGAAACUGGCUUACUACAACAUGAUCUGUUACUCUGAUCGUGUGCGAUUGAAGACUGCUAUGGAGAUUUUGAAGGUCACAAGUGAAAUCGAGUCAAAUGUCAACAAGGUCUGUUCUCCAUUGUUGGUCAUUCAUGGAGCAGGAGACAAAGUGACAGAUCCAAAUGUGAGCGAAUUUCUCUAUGAGAAUGCUUCUAGCAAAGAUAAAACCUUGAAACUCUAUGAAGGAGGCUAUCAUUCCAUUCUUGAAGGUGAACCUGAUGACGUAAUUUUCACUGUUUUUGAUGACAUUAUCAAAUGGCUCGACGCAAGGUGCACUGCUUGAUUGAAUUUUUUCCAUCCAUUGCUUGAAUGCUGCCACUGUUUGGGGUAAAAUCUAAUGUAGCAGUAGCCCUGUCAUUCAUAUUGUCUUUCCAUUGUAAAAUUAACAUGCAUUCUCAUUCAAAGGAGUGAAUGGAUGUACAAUAACCUUUUUUUAGGGGCAUUAGUCCCUCAAAAGGCGAAAAAUAAAUACUGGUUGACAUCGUAGAGCCUGAAGGUGACUA